UAUUGUAGUAUUAGUAAAUAAGAUAUCGUAUCGUACUGUAUGUUAUUCAGCAUCGUACAAAAACCUAACAUUUAAAAAGUAAAAUAAUUCCUCAUUUAUUUAUAUUUUAAUUAUGUGUAAAAUUAAAAAAAUUAAAAUUUAUUUAUGAUUCACAUACUGCUUUAAUUAUGACGAGUGAUUACGUUUCUGUGGUGUGAAUGUUGGAGAGUGAAUUUGAAAUUAGAACUCAAGUGACUUUUUUUUAAACAUGACAACAAAGGAGACUAAGGAAUGGUUCGUGGAAAUGCCGUGGGGAAAUGUGGCCAUGAUAUCCUGGGGCGACAGCACCAAGCCUCCAAUACUGAUGGUCCACGGGUAUCUAGACACUGCAGCCACCUUCAUACCCCUGGUGGAGUUACUACCUGACAAUUACUACUACGUUAGUUUCGAUUUCCCUGGUCACGGCAAAUCUGAUCACGUAUCAGUAGCACCACUGGCAACACAGACCUUGUUCACCGAGGUCCUGAGGCGUGUAGUGGAGCAUAUGAGAUGGAAGAACUUCAUCUACAUGGCGCAUUCUAUGGGGUUUAUUAACGGUAUUUAUUAUCAUCAUAUUUUUCCUAAAAAAAUCAAACGGAUGAUCAUCAUCGACCCGGUUGUCCCGGUGGGGAACCAGUUCUACGUCAAUUACGCUGUAGGUGCUUGGUUCAAGACUAACUACGAGGAGCACUACGACAGUUACCACAAACAGAUAAAUGACCCCAAGCUGUACACGUAUGAGCAGGCUGUGACCGCCAUGAUGAACGCCAGGAACCUCACCAGGGCGCAGACGAAGCUGUUACUCAACAGAUGUUUAGUGCCAGUCGAGUUUGGAGUCCACAGAAUGACAUUCCAACCAGCCAUGCGUCGCGUGUUCGGUACUUGGCUUCCAGAAUACACAUUAAACCACGUGAUCACGUCGAAACCGCCUCCCACCCUCGUCAUAAACGCCACAGAGAACAAACUAACACCGGCUAUGGUGUUACUAGCAAAAAAAUUAAUGAAAACAUAUGCGGAAUCCACGACUAUACAUCACAACGUGCUCGUGGAAGGGAAACACGAUGUGCACAUCACAAAUCCGGAACAACUAGUGCCUCAUAUAAUCGACUUUUUAAAUGAUACGGUUAAAUCGAAAUUGUGAUGUGUUCGAUAUUUAAUUUUACGCGGGAAUAUGUAAUUAUUAUGAGAUUGUUUUUUUAAUUUGCCAUACAAGGAGGCAAAGGUUUGUGAACCAUAUUAAAUGAUACGGAUAAAUCAAAAUUGUGAUGUGUUCGAUAUUUAAUUAUGCGCGGGAAAAUGUAUUUUUUUAUGAUAUUGUUUUUUAAUUUGUGAUACAUAUAGGCUAAGGUUUGUAGACCAUACAGCCAAAUGGUUUUUACUCUUAACAUUUCACAAUAUUUUUUUUAUAUGAAACAUUGUGAACGUGUGAGUAAUAAAAAAAAUA
Messenger RNA from Achroia grisella, 1462 nucleotides. Its product is annotated as serine hydrolase-like protein. The transcript is spliced from 6 exons. The coding region runs from base 248 to 1159 and encodes 303 amino acids. The record is from RefSeq and is a predicted model, not a curated record. Lineage: Eukaryota; Metazoa; Arthropoda; Insecta; Lepidoptera; Pyralidae.